Angiostrongylus costaricensis is the source of this 1812-nucleotide messenger RNA. The record is from the annotation of a GenBank genome assembly. NCBI's taxonomy places the organism in Eukaryota, Metazoa, Nematoda, Chromadorea, Rhabditida, Metastrongylidae.
AUCAACGGGACUACAGGUGAUGCAGGUGAACUUCAAACUACUGAUCUGAUGAUUUCUGUGAUUCGACAUGAGAGAACUCCCACCUGCUACGAUGUGAACUUGCAUAGAAUGAUUCUACUGUCCUCUAUGUCUUGGUCUGUUAACUGCAAACAUUCUUAUUUAGCUACAUUCACGCGUUUUGGUUCUGGGAAAACAACAUUGCUGAACACACUUCUUGCUCGGAACCUGAAAGGACUAGAAGUAGAAGGCACCGUCGAAGUGAAUGGUAAUGAGGUUGGUCGUCAAAUAUCAGCAAUAUCGGGCUAUGCUCAACAGGAAGAGUUGUUCAUUGGUACUCUAACCGUUCGCGAAUACUUAUCUAUCCAGGCCGUCCUCCGGACGAAUCUAUCAAAGAAGGGGAGAGAAUUACGCGUGGGCGCUAUAUUAUCCAAACUCGGUCUCACAAAGUGUCAAAACACUAGGAUUGGUGUCGUUGGCAUUCGCAAAGGCAUAUCAGGUGGUGAGGCUCGCCGUUUAACUUUUGCGUGUGAGAUGCUCUCGAAUCCAGCACUUCUUUUCUGUGACGAACCCACUACCGGACUUGACUCGUUUAUGGCUGAAAAUGUUGUAACAGUACUGUCUAAACUGGCGAACGGGGGAAGGACCAUCGUGUGUACCGUGCACCAGCCUGCGUCUCAGCUCUUUCUAAUGUUUGAUCGUGUAAUGCUUCUAGCGGGUGGCCACACUGCAUUUUUCGGAACACCGCAAGAGUGUAUAAAGUUUUUCGAAGAAUGCGGAUAUCCUUGUCCUCGUAACUACAAUCCUGCCGAUCUUCUCAUUCAUACUCUGGCCAUUGUACCUAACGAAGAGGAAGCAUGUCGAAUUCGUACCAAGAUACAAACCAGUUACAGGAGUUAUGGGAAGACUUUGAUUCGGGAGAUAGCAAGCAUUCCUCUUAGCAAAGUUCCUAACGGUCGUCGUCAAAUCCAUUUCUUCACUCAAGUUGCUGCCCUCCUGCACAGACAUUGUCUGGAUAAUUUACGGAAUCCUGCUCUGGCGCGAGCUAAAUUUCUCCAGAAAACAGUAUUGGGUCUUUUCAUUGGGCUGCUUUAUUUUCAGACUCCUUUAACGAUUAUUGGUGUUGGAAACCUGAACGGUGCACUGUUUUACAUAGUCUGUGAGCUAACGUAUUCGACCUUGUUCGGUAUUCUCGCAUGUAUACCGUCUGAUCAUCCGCUCGUGAUAAGAGAACAUCAUGAUGGUCUUUAUAGCGUUAUCAGUUAUUAUUUGGCCCGUAUUAUAUCAUACAUGCCACUCUUCAGCUUAGAUGGACUCGUGAUGCUUUAUGUGUGCUAUUGGAUGGUUGGAUUCUCCAGCUCCCUCUCGCAAGUAUUGUUGGCCUCACUCAUCAGUUUUCUUACGGAGCAAUCAGCUACGGCUUGUGGUGUUAUGAUUGGAUCAAUAUCGCCAUCGUAUCCAGUACCAAUUGUCAUGACUUUUUAUAUUGCUGCCUCGUUGGCGGGCCCGCUUCUUACGUUACUGUCUCUAACUGGUGGUUUGUAUGCAAACGUUGGCUCACUACCAGUUUAUAUUAGCUGGAUCCAAUAUUUCAGUUGGUUCAGAUAUGGAUUCGAGUUGUUUGCUAUUAAUCAAUGGGAGGAAGUGAAUAAUUCGACGAUUUGGGGACCAAAGUAUCGUGACGAAGUCUUGAGCCAAUUGUCCUUCAAAGCAGAUCGAUUCACAUUGGAUCUCAUAUUAAUAACGGCGUUCAUCUUCGGAUUCUAUGUUAUCGGAUACGUAGGAUUACUGAUCCGGGUCUAUCGAGCAAGAUAG